GGUGCGAGGCGGGAGGAUAACAUGGCGACGCGGUGCCGCAUCGCGAAGUGCGCGGCGGAAAGAAGGGGCGUGCGCAGAGAGCUCGAGACGUGGAGACACAAGCUCAUCGCUUGCGUGGGGUUUGAGAGCAUUCUGGAAGGAAUUUAUGGGCCAAGACUGCUGCAGGACCUCAGCAUAUUUGAUGACUGUGAGCCAGAGGCCAUCUCUGAUUGGUCGACUGAUGCUCGCUGCCCCUUCUGUAACCUGCAGUUAGAGAAACUUAUCGAACACGUGCCCGUGUCGCCACCCCCCGCCGAAACCCCCCCACCUCAGGGCCUGACCACCUCGGAAAAACUCCAGUGCCAAGCAGACCAAUUUCUUCAUGCAGUUUUUCAUAAAAAAGAAUUCCCAGAGAGUUGUGAUCCUAGUAUACCAUUGGCAGCGCAAGAGUUGAUGCGUAAGAUGAUUCGUCAGUUUGCAAUUGAAUACGCCUGUAAGAUCCAGCCUGAGGGUCCCGAGGGUCCCGACGCCAGCCAGGUUGAUCUCCCUAAACACAGUGAGCUCGACGGUCCCCUGGACCUGACCAUCAGCCGCGUCACCCACUGCCCGGACAUCGCCGUCAGCCGAGUCAUGCACUGCCCACAGCAAGCAGAUGGUGUUCUUGACCUUUCAAAGAAAAACACAUCAUCUUUAAAAGUGCUGAAUUCUCAGAAUGUUUCGCGGAGACUGAUCCAAGAGGACUAUUUGGAUCGCAGUUCAGAGUUUGCAGAAGGUUUGCUCUCUAAAGCCUUGAAAGACAUUCGCUCUGGUUCACUGGAUGUUCAUAAAGCUGCCAUUCUGUACGGGAUACCUCAGAAAACCUUACGGGUGCAGGCUGAGGCCUUACUGCCUGAGAAAAAAAUGCGGCUGCCUGUUGGAGAUAAUGGCGGGGGUCCAGAGGCAGGCUGGCCUGCGACUGAGACACAGCUGCUGCUGCAGAAGGUGGCAGCCUGGGCCCGCUCUCAGACAGACCACCCAGAGGGCGCCAGAGUGGCAUUUUCUCCUGUGGAGAAUGCAGAGUUUCCCACAGCGAUGGCUUCAUCAUACCUCCACCGUCUGACACUGCAGAGGAUGGUGUCUCAGCUCCGGGAGCGCAGCGACAGCGUCCUGUCUCACCCUGGCACACCCACACCCCCACAGAGCCCUGCCAAUGGGGCUGGUGUCACUAUCCGGAUCCCUCAGGUACGCGCUGGCGUCCAGCCAAAAACGCAGCUGGAUCUGGCGGGUCUGGUGGACGCUGUGUUUCAGGCCAACAAGAGCUCGGAUGGUCCGGUCGUGCUGCACAAGCUAAAGACCAUUCUACCCAAACAGGGUGUCUUGGAGUGCCCCCCUGUGCCGGAGUCGCGGCUGCUACUACAGGGGGACUUGCCCCCCCUCUGCAUGAAGAAUGGUGCUGUGGGGGGCAGCGCUACAGGAAGCAACGAUGCCUGCGGUGACGAUGGAGAGCGGCGAGACAAACAGCCACGCAAAAAACGCGGACGCUACCGCCAGUACGACCAUGACAUUCUGGAGGAGGCCAUUGCCAUGGUGAUGGGUGGGAAGAUGAGCGUGUCGAAAGCUCAGGGCGUGUAUGGGGUUCCCCACAGCACGCUGGAGUACAAGGUGAAGGAACGCAUGGGCACGCUAAAAACACCACCCAAAAAGAAGCUCCGCCUAUCUGAAGCCAAAACCUCAGGCUCCAUUCAUUCAGGGACGACAACAACUAAUGCCUCAACAACCGCCUUCAAACGGUUCUAAACACGACACAACCUCAGCUACUGCCUGCACACGGCUCUAACAGAAAUGCCUCACAUUCAGCUACAGGAUGUUUUAACACAGUCAGGACCUUCACUCCUUCUGACUUGAAAGAAAAACUUGAAUUCUCAAAAAUCCUCAUUUACAGGUUCUGGUACAUUUCAGAGAAAUCACAACACAUGCCUUUAAAAAGAAUCUAUUCAGGGGUUUCACUGUGGAUAUCUAUAUAAUUAUAUACAUAUAAAGAUAUAUAUUUAAAGACGAUAUACUGUAAAGCACUGAUUUUUAAGUUAAGUUCAGUUUUAAUCUAAAGAAUUUAUUCAGGUUUGAUUUCUACCUAAGGUAAUCAGCUCUUAAUGAUUAACAGCUUUCACACUUUGACAGGUUCACCAGUCUUAGUCACUGAGAGAUUUUUUUUGUUUGUAUUUUGUUCCCCAGAGUUAGUCUGUACAGUGUUUUCUGUGCUGUUUAGGCUGAUAAAAUGGGGAAUGUAUUGCUUCAGCGCUUUAUUCAGCAUUUUAUUCCUCCAUUUAAUGAUGGAGUAAGGUUUGUAUUCUUACCUGCAGGUACAAACUUUCGUUGCCGCUGAAGAAUCACAAUGUUAACAUAUAUUUGCUAAAUCCUUUCGAUAUCGAUAGAAACUUGAUGAAUCGGAUUGAGUGGGUUAAUUAUUGGAACAUUCUUUUCUUAAUGAAGAACCGAAUUCCCACUCAGACCAGCUCAGUUUUAUUCUUUUCGUAACACAAAUGCAAGUGUGUAAUGUUUGUCAGCUUAAAAAAUGCGUUGCCUCUUUUCAGUGAACUUGUUUUGGGGUAAGUUGGAAUGCAACAUAAUGCAUGUCAAAAAAUCUGCACAGGAAAAAAAGCUUGAUAGUUCUAGUGAAUGUGUCGUUUAAUAUUAAUAUUAGAUUUUUUUUAGCACUCAACUGCUGUAAAACCAUUUUAAACUAUUUUUCUCUGCUGCUUCAAGUACUCUGUGUUUUAUUGUCAUUUUCAGUAUAUCACUAAAGAUCUGGGGCAGGUUGUACCAGCUGUACGUGAGUUCCAAUGUAGGCUAGUUAUGGUGCGAGUUUGCUUACUAAGUUUAGGUUUACAUAUUACUAAAUCAAGAAAGGUUUCACUACACAAACUACUUUUUGUGUUGCGCUUAAUGUCUACUAAAUAUCUACGCACUGGUCUUGGUCAACUUCCAAACAACUUGUGCCAUUUGAAAUCUGAACACAAGAUGUUUACACAGAACAAACACUGACUGAAGCAUUUUGCCCUGCAGACCCGUUUUAGUUCCUCAAACAGAUGAGUUACUUAGACUUUUCCGACUUGUGAAUGUGUUUCAGAGCUCAAAGAGAUUAAAAUCAGUAAUUAUAUAAAAGAGAGUUUGUUUUCAAAGUGAUGCUGAGACAUUCAAAACGUGUAUUAGUGCAGAAUUUUCUGUUUUAUAACAGCAGUAAGACACUGGUGGCUGUGAGAGACGGUUUCACUUCUCUUUAAUGUUGUGUGAAAUUUGUUAAUGUCCAGAUGAUUUAUUGCUCUUGAAGAUCACAAGACGGAUUAAACAAGAUAUGAAAGUCAUGAGCUCAGUUUAGUCAGAAAACAAUGUGGUUCGGUAAAUAUCCUAAGUUACUGUCACCAAAUGUACAUAUUCCCAUAUCACGGUCAGUAGGAGCAUUAAGCGAACCAGAACUGAAGUGCCGGUUUUCUGUUUCAAUCCAGCCCAGAAGAAUUAAACUACAAAUGUAAGUGCAAAACUAAAAAGCUGCACAUUCAGGUGUUGAGAGGAAAUCUAAACUACUGGAUUUCAAUUAUGAAAAUGUCAAUUUUUCUUUUCUAUACUGGAUUAAUUUUUUUUAUGGAACGCAAAAAAUCAGUGCAGGCUGCUGCUUAUAUUUACAUGGCAUCAUAUUUAUUGAUUUUAGCAUUCAUGUUAAAUCAAAGUGACAGUGUUCAGCAUUGUUAUGCAUUAGGUAUCUUGCGGAUUCCUGGUGCAACUGAAUUUAAUAAAAGGAUAGUAUAAAACUAACUACUGACUAACUACAGAUUCUGUAAAGGCUUGAUGCACAAAGUAAAAACUUGCGCAGAACUGGUGCAACCCUGUCCCGAUGUGUUUUAUCUGUCUGCUGUAACCAAAAUAUCACUUCAGGGCCAUUUUACAACCUAAUUACACUCCAGAUGAAGCUGCUUUAGUAAUGUCCAUGUUCGUCUAUAUGAGGGCGAGUGCUGCAUUCACACAGUGGCUCUGAGGUUUUAGUUCUGCUUUAGAUCAGCAACGAGUGUGAAUACAGGCUUUAGUCUGUGGACUCCCAUCUUUCUGCCUCAUUUGGCUUUUUGUAUUGUUUUUUUGUUUUGUUUUUUUUCCCCCCUCCACAGCUUCACCUUCCUUUAGCGUCACCUUCCCAAAGCACGAUACUAAUAGAUCCACAUGUCACUGGCUGUGAUCUGUGUACUGCUAAUGAAACCCAAAUUCCUUCGUCCUCCCCUUAUUUCAUAGCAUGGACCUGUUUUAAUAAGUUAAACUAUAAAUGAAGGAUAAGAGUAGGUUGCAAUUUAUAAUAAGAUGCACAUUCUCCUGUGUAUUUGUAUUAUCUAAUUAUUAUUAAUAAUUACGUUGUGUAAGUUAAUAAUCAUCAUGGCCAUAUUUGGAGAUUUUAUUGUGCGCAUUUAUUAAUGCAAGCACAGGAACUUGCAGCUCCUUAUAAAGUGCAGCUCCUUAUAAAAUGCAGCCCUAGAAUUAAAUGUGAAUUUUUGUGAUUGAUGCUUUGGAAAAUAUAAGAAUUUCUACAUGCAAUGUUAAUGUAGUAGUCUUUGUGUUGUGAAAAUUCUGUAUGUGGUAUAACUGUUAAUAUUAUCUAAGGAAAAAAAUGUGGAGAUUGUUAAAUUUAAGUCAAAAGAAUUUUGCCCUAUAAACCACUGAAUGUUCCUUACAACUUGUUAACAUUGCAUAGUGCCUGUUUUUACAACACAUUUCAGAGUAGGGUUUUUUGUUAUUUUUCUGUAAGUUAGCAACAGUUUUAUAUCUAAAAAUAUUAGGAGUUUAUAUUGCUGUUAAUUUUCCUGGUGAUGUAUGCAUUACUUUUACAGGCACUUUCCCCCCCCACUCCCCCCUGACUCAAGGGCAGUCCCACCGGUGUUUGAGUGAAGUUUUCUUACCUUUAGUGUACUUUUUACAGUCGAACAAUUCUCAGGUCUCCCCGUCUGUCGCAUGAUGGAUUAAAGUAAAGCUCAAAGUGAUUCAGUGCUGAAAGUUUAUAGAAACGCGUCAAUUCGGUCACACCCUUAAAAUUAAGGCACUACAAAGGGUUCUUUGGGGUAGUACCUUAGAAUAAACACUUUUGCUUCUAUGAAGAAUCUUUCUAUAGCUGAAUCUGUAAAGUUUAGGUUUUUUUUUUUUUUGACAAUCUUGACAAAAUGUAAUUGAUCAUUUCAAAGGUGCCUAGAUUGGUUAAAUUAUUUGGAGGUUUACUUUGAAAAGGUCGUUCACACUUACUUCUCUUUUAUAAAAAAACAUUUCCUGUCUUUGUUGGGAGUUAGGAUUGAGCAAAAAUGUGGACCCUCUAGUGGGGGUCUCUCAGGGGAACCACUGCUUUAAAGAACCGUCCAUUGAAGGAUGUUAAUAGGGAAGCAAAAGUGGUUCUUCUAUGGCAUUGCUCCAGAGAACGGUCUUUAGCACCUUUACUUUUAAGAGUGCAGACGAAGGCAGAUUUAUCUCUACUAAAAUGUGAUUUUUCCAAAUACAAUGUUUCAACACAUGAAUUAGUACUGUAUAGUUCAUGUAAUGUAAUGUAAGUUUUUCAGCAAAUGAUAAUUUGCAGGUGAAAUCAGGUACAGGAAACCAAAUCUAAUGGAUUAAGUUUGGUGUCUUAAUGUAGCCAUAGAGUAUCCUCAGGGUAAGAUUACGAAUAUAGUUAAAGGUGUAACUGCCCUUUUAACUACAGUAAGUCCAAGGAUGAGUUGUAAGGGUUCUGACAGAAAGCCUCAUUUUUACAGAUUCCUUUUCUGUAAGUUGUACCGUUCUGUGAAAACUUUUAGGUGGUCGAUAAAAUAAAUCGGCUGAACUGCAGAGUCCUCCGAGCUUUCUUAUUCAGAAUAAAACUUAUUGACAUUUUUUUCAGCCAAACUUUUAAAAGGCGUCAGGAUCUCAAAGCUUUUCGCAGUGGGAACAGUUCGCAGCAGUGAGUUUGUCAUUUCUUAAGCUGAAGUAAGAUAAAUUAAUUGCAAUCAUUUAUUUAUGCAUACAUCUGUUGCACUAUGAUUGAAUCAUUGAGUUCUUUUCUCUGAAAAUUUUACGUAAAUGUUUUGUGUUGUAUACGUGUAUUUAUUUCUUUGUGAUGAGAAUCAGAUUUUAGUGUGUUGAGUUUGUAUCUAAGCACUUUGUUGCUCUCAGAUUUAAAUGUGAAAUGUGUUUUCCUGUAAUUGCAUGCAUAUAUUAAUGUCUCUUUGAAUAAGGUUAUUUUCUCCUUGUGAUUAUCCUGAUUGCUUUCUUUAUUUAUUUUUGUUUGCUUACUAACAAGAGAAAGGGCUUUUCAUGGAGAGAGGCCAUUAAAACACUCCAUAAUUUUACUCUUUGAGAUCUUUGAUGUAGAAAUUGAACACUUAUUUUGGAUCAAAUCGUUGAUGCUAACUGUAAUGUUCUCGUUUCUUUUAAUGUUUCUUUUAAAAAGCUAAUGAAAGUCUUUUAAGCUUAUGAAGAUGAAUUAAUGAAUUGGGCUUUUAAUGUUAGUUAAUGAAAAUCUGCUAUUUGACACUCAAAAUGUAACUUUUUACAUGUUAACAUUACCUAAACCUCCUUAUACAAAUUAAUGUCCUCAUGCAAUCUUUGUUUUUUGUUUAACUCUGACAGUGUAUUGCCUGCAGAAAUGGGUUUGCUCGUGGUUAUUCUAAAGCGACAUCUAGAGAGGCAGAUGGUUUGGCUGCUUAACAGAUUUUAUGGAUGCUUUGUACAAAUGAAGUUUCCUUGAGUGUGAGCGUUGCUACAAUCGUCAUCCUCUGCCUUCUACAAGUUGUCAAUAAAAAAGCUGUCAUUAAAAAAUGUGGUGUUUAUGUAA
Molecule: messenger RNA, 6790 nt
Organism: Pygocentrus nattereri (red-bellied piranha)
Lineage: Eukaryota; Metazoa; Chordata; Actinopteri; Characiformes; Serrasalmidae
Gene: lcorl
Product: ligand dependent nuclear receptor corepressor-like
Exons: 7
Coding region: 22-1755 (577 amino acids)
Biological process (GO): regulation of transcription by RNA polymerase II
Cellular component (GO): nucleus
Molecular function (GO): DNA binding
Source: RefSeq, a predicted model, not a curated record